Molecule: messenger RNA, 3776 nt
Organism: Miniopterus natalensis
Lineage: Eukaryota; Metazoa; Chordata; Mammalia; Chiroptera; Miniopteridae
Gene: NAA40
Product: N-alpha-acetyltransferase 40, NatD catalytic subunit
Cellular component (GO): nucleus
Molecular function (GO): histone H4 acetyltransferase activity; histone H2A acetyltransferase activity; protein N-terminal-serine acetyltransferase activity
Source: RefSeq, a predicted model, not a curated record
CCUGCCACUCAUUGGCCUUGGUUGAGCCGCACUUCUGGGGAAUGGCUCUGUCCCCUUAACCAGAGUGCCUUCGCCCUAGUUGAAAAAGGGUCCCAGCUCCCAGAGGGGCUGCCCCAGACCAGAGCUUUGUCUCCUGAAGCUGGAAGAGACUGAAAAGGCUUUGAAUACUUACACAUAGGAACAGCUACCUCAGAUGCCAUCUCUUCCCUGAAACCUGCCCUGAAUCUAUCUGAAAUGAGUUGUUCCCUUCUUAGGAGGGAAUGGGUAAGUGAAUGAUUCUUAGGCAUCUGCCUGGAGUGUGGAGUAUUGUCUCGUGCUCUCACAGUGACCCAACAGUCCCACGAGUCAGUACUCUUCCUGACAAGGAAGCUAAGUCUAGUGAUGCUCUCAAAGUCUCACGACUAGAACACUCUUGGGUCUUUUGCAGCCCAACAAGUGUAUGGCAGCCAGGAUUGAAAGUUCCUGCUGCUGAGGCCAGGUCUGUGGAUGCAGGGACAGACCCUUCCGUUUCUCAAAGGGAAAGUCAAGCCUUUGGUUGACCACAGCCCUUUAAGCCAACUUUGCUUUUCUCUGUUGCAGAGGAAGUCAAGCAAAGCAAAGGAGAAGAAGCAGAAGAGGUUGGAGGAGCGAGCAGCCAUGGAUGCCGUCUGUGCCAAAGUGGACGCAGCCAACAGGCUGGGAGACCCUUUAGAGGCUUUUCCGGUGUUCAAGAAAUAUGACCGAAAUGGGUUAAAUGUCUCCAUUGAAUGUAAGCGAGUGUCUGGACUGGAGCCAACCACCGUGGACUGGGCCUUUGACCUGACCAAAACCAACAUGCAAACCAUGUAUGAGCAAAGCGAGUGGGGCUGGAAGGACCGAGAAAAACGGGAGGAAAUGACAGAUGACCGAGCCUGGUACCUCAUCGCUUGGGAAAACAGUUCCGUCCCCGUUGCUUUUUCUCACUUCCGGUUUGACGUGGAGUGUGGGGAUGAAGUCCUGUACUGCUAUGAAGUGCAGUUGGAAAGCAAGGUGCGGCGGAAAGGCCUGGGGAAGUUCCUCAUACAGAUUCUGCAGCUCAUGGCCAAUAGCACACAGAUGAAGAAGGUUAUGUUAACCGUAUUUAAGCACAAUCAUGGCGCCUACCAGUUCUUCAGAGAAGCGCUGCAAUUUGAAAUCGAUGAUUCUUCCCCCAGCAUGUCUGGUUGCUGUGGGGAGGACUGCUCCUACGAAAUCCUGAGCCGGAGGACCAAGUUUGGGGACAGUCAGCAUUCCCAUGCGGGUGGGCACUGUGGUGGCUGUUGCCACUGAACUCCCAAGCCAGAACACUCUCUCCAAGGCCUGCCCUCUCCCCUGGUCUCAUGCUACUUGCCAGGUGCCCUCAGAGCUGUGGCCUCCUCAGCCCUGCAUGUGCCAGGCUGCGCCCUGAGAGCACAGAACCCUGGGAAGGAGUAGUCUGAGCUGCUCCUCCUCCUCUCUCCUAGAGAAACAGAGUGCCAGGAGGGAGCAGAGAGGAGAGGAUGCUGAGGGAUGAGCUGGUGGGGGCUGGGCAUGAAGUCAUCCUUGCAUGGAGGCUGCCUUCUCACUCCACUCUUGUGCCCUUGAGUGUAAGAUUCCCUGACUUCUCUGUAGCUGGGUUCCUGGACCCCCCCAACACACACACAUACUUGGACAAAUGGAGUGUUAUACCCACCUUUAUGGAAGUCCUGGAGCCUUGGGUCAGGGUUUGGCUGAUCCUCAAAGAGAAAUGGACUUGGUGUAAGGUCUGGGCUUAGAGAGGCUUCAGAGAGACUCCUGCUUCGUGCACGGAGUGCUCUGGUGGAGACUGGGAAGGUCUGUGCUGUAGCACAGGGAAGCACGGGAGCUCUUUCUAGCUGUGCUCAUGCAUCUGCAGUUAGAGUGGAGUCGUCCCAGGGGACCAGCCGACUCCAGGAGGAAGCUGCCUCCCUCUCUCCAUCGCUGCCAGCGAGAGGGGCUGAGAGGACCAGGAAGAAGUUGCCGAGUGGGACCGACAUUGCUUCUUUGGGCUUUUGGACUUUGCUGCAUUUUGGACUUUGCUGCAUUCUAAGCUUAAUCUCUUGAUCUUAUGGCAGUGGCUCCAGUUUUUAAUUCAUAGGAAAAAGCCAGAGGUCCUGCCUGUCUCUCCAUUGCCCCUCACUACUCUUUCUCCCCCUGCCUCUCACCCCCACCCCAGAUACCUCUGUUCUUACUCUCCAGGGGGGGAAUAACAGCAGGGAGCCCCUUGUCUUCUCCCACGAGGACCUCUCGUUCCUGGCAUAGUCAGUGCCCUUUCCUCUCAUAUCUCGGUGCUGAUAGCUCUCUGCAGGUGGGGCAUCCCUCCCUCUUCAGAGAGCCCCCAGCCAGCAGCAGGCCCUCUGCCUGCACUCCCCAGCCUCUCCCCUCGCUGCCUCAGUGAGGCACUAGUGUCACUGCCCUGGCCAGCAGCUCAGGCUGCAGCAGGGCCCGGGGCCGCCUAGGUGGCCACAUCAGCUGCUUUCCUCUCUCUGGGAUCACCCUGCGGCAGCGGCUGGAGCUGGGGAGGAGAAGGCCUUCCUCUUCUCACAGGAUAGAGGGUGUGGGGUCAGAGCUUACACUUGCCCUAAUCUCUAGGCCUUGUUCCCCCUCCAGGGAAAAAAUGACCAAAUCAUUAUCCAGGAAAAAGCACCUAAUGCCUCCCUUAGACAUCCUUGAGCUCUGCUUUAGGGAGUGUCUUAAAGCUCUAGCCUUUGUGAAGUUGCUGUCCUGGAGGUCUGUGGGUCCUCCUGACCUCAGAGGCUGCUCGCAGCCCACCCUCUGCCCUGACUCGGGUGUCUUUGCUGACAGAUCUCCCCGGAGCUGUUCUUGCUUCUCCCCCAGCUCCCUGCCUGUGCGGGGGUCUGUGCACACAGCCUCCUUCACCCAGCCCAGCCCCGCUGAGCACUCCUCAAUGCUCUUGACCCUGCCAGCUGUGAGAUGGGUCACUCCCUUGGAGAGGGCCCUGUGGCUUUACACUGGAAUAAGCCCACCCAUGUCCUUGUCCUGUUGGCUUGGGGGAUUUUACCCGAGGGAGAGAGUUUCAGUUUCUGGGAGGACAUUGGUGGGCUUCCAAGAAUCAUGGAAUGACAGAGCAUGUUUAGGAAGAGUUUCCUCUAAUCCCUGUCCCUCAAAGGACACAGAAUGAUAAUUAUUUAUUGUCUUAGAUCAUGGAUUUCUGAUACCUCCCACUCAAGGGGACCAAAAGGAACCCCCAGUGUAAAUCCCACAUAAGGUGAGUUCAGUGUAUGUUGUCUUUCCAAUCAUUGGACACCUGGCACCGAAUCCAUUUGGGGUGCUUGGUGCCAUUCCCUGCUGGUCCAGCCUCUGCUGGCCACUUCCCGAAGGGCUGCCCUGGAGGUCGGGGCAGGGGCGGGCGAGGCACUGCCUGAGACUAGCAGGGCACUCUUGUCAGUGUUGAGCCCGUUCGGUUCUCACCCGCAGUCUUUCUCCACUUCCCAGGUCUUGGUUAUGAGAAGCAUAGCAGGCCUUUACUGGGCUUUUUUGUUUAUCGUUCAUUUGGGGCACAUUAAGAUACUUUUUAAGAUUUUUCUUUUAGUUGUAUUCACUCUGUUUCAGGUUAUUUUUGUUGAUGUCAAAUGUGCAUAUGAAUGUGUAUGGUUUUUAACCCUUUCUGGGUUUUUUAGAGGAAACUUUGAAGAUAAACUCCUCCUUGAUAUAUAUUUUUUCUUUAGCAACUUGUUAUCACUGGAAUCAAAGGGGAAAAGUGACCUCUUUUUGCAUUGGUUGUAUUUGUAUGUCACAAAUAAAAGAUACUUUGUUCAGCU